ACACAGUUUCAGAGCUCAUUUAUUUACAAUUAAAUGGGUUCUCGCAGAAGAGAAUAGCCAAUCAGAUGAGCCAUUGACUUAUGAAUGACAUAGGGAAAGUAGUGGCCAUUUAACUCUUAACGUUCGCUAUAUUGUUAAAAAAGAUUCCAAGUCAGGCCGUUGUUUUUACCCGACUCCAAGACAUCGUUCAUAAAUUGGAGGAGUAGCAGCAAGAGUCGAACUAAAACAAGUCAAAACAAAGCUAAAAAGAAAAUGUCGUCAACUAAAAAGCCAACGUUAUCAUCAGUCGUGAAUUGCGUACGAAAAAUACGGAAAAUGGCCGCGCGAAACGAACUACAAAUCCCUCGAGAAGACUUAAUAGCAAUUCUCAAACCUAUAUACAUUGUCUCGUCAUUUAUUGGACACAGAAAUAAAAACUACCAUCCAUGGCUUGGAAAGUUUGGACUUGUUUUAUGGAUUUCAAAUAUUGUGAUCCACUUUUCGUUGGAUUUUUACGACGCUCACUAUAAAUACGGUUGGGCAUGGGCGACGGCCAUAGCCGUGUUUAUGAUUUCGUUCGUCUCAGGUACUUAUAUUAUCAUAAGAGACACUAUACCGUGGAUUGAAGAUGCUUUGGAAAUUUUGUACGUGGAUGGGAACUUUACAGAAACCUUAGAAAAAGCUCGCAAACUCGCCAAGAAACUGCCUUUCUUCCUUCCACUGGGAGCGCUGCUUGGCAUGUGUGGUCAGUACGUUUGCUACUUCAUUGACAAUGCAGUUCAGCUGGAGGUCCAGAUCAAGUGGCUUUACAUCACACUGAACGUAGCCAGGAUUAUCAGUCUAUUCCAUAUUCUGUACGGCUAUAUCCUAUUCCUCGUUCUCCUGCUAUUUGUCAUGUAUAUUACAGGAAUUUCCAUGAAAGAAUUUCGAGGUGGUAUUGAAGGAGAAUUCAGAGAGAAAUCUGUUCGUCUGACCUUCCGAGAAGCAGUCCAGAUCUUUGAACAUCGUGCGCAGUUCAUUAGACGAUCAUCUAACGCUUGCUUGUUCAUGCUGGUCAACCUAGUUCUAACCACAGCUUUAUCCUUCGCCAUCAACGCGUAUAAUUUCCUCUUCCUGAAGCGUUUUGCGAUCUACCUGUGGUUCGCACUAGUGCCCAUGAUCUGGAGUGUAACACCGCUGACUGUAGCAGCGUGGGCUACCGAGACGCAUCACAGUUACGUCGCCUCGGUCGUGAAGAGCUGGGGCGAGCAUCCCGCUUCAGACGAGAGUGAAUCAGAAGGCGAAGAGAUGGAUGAAUAUCACGAGGCAAUGAAAAAACUGAAGGUGAACAGGUCUAGAAGUGUGCUUAUUGCGAGUACCAAUCUAUUGAAGUCACUACAGAGAAAACGACUGAUACUUAAGAAAGACAGGAGACUUUCUCUCGCAGCGCAGAGGCGUGAAUCUCUCGCUACUACUGAGGAGUUAAACAUUCCUGGCCAAACAGAGUUCAAACCUCUUCCUAACAACUUCCAGGUAUUGACUUCCAAUCUCGAUAGCUUCGGCACACCGCCCAUUUCGAACUUGUAUAACAAUACCAUAACGACUCAAGCGCCUACGCCUACUCCAAAUAAGGAGAGAAAGUCGAAGUUCAAAUUCAAGUCUUACGUGUUAUAUUUACAGGGUCUUAUUCCCAGUACUGGCUUUUCUAUUGGUGGGAUCAUACUCACGUGGGAAAAGGUUUCCAAUCUCGCCAUCUUAUUGGUUUCUAUCUUGGCAGUCUUUAUUCAGGAGAUAUUGUUUGGAAGCCGGAAAAGUACACUGUUAACGUGAUAAAGCUGGUGUCUCUAUGUAAAAUAAAAACAAAUCGUCCUUAUUUUACGAGGGUAGCACUUUAUAACCAGUGGCUAGAGCGCAUAGCAYAUGUCCGUGAAACACUGUGAGAAAAUGCACAAAUAAGUAAAUUUAGUAGCCCUCAGUAAACCGUAAACUUACAAAACUUUGCACUAAUUUGGACAAUUUGGUUGGUUAACUUUUUUACGGAUAUAUGGUAUGCACUCUACAAUUCUGUUGCCCUCAUUCCAUGAUCGAAUUAAACUACAGAGAAUGUUUAGUGCUCCAGGAUAAAACUGAGUGGUCAAGAACUGGGGAAAAACAACACUUACGAUAAGACAACUAUUGAGACUACCAUGUCUGUCUUAACACUUUGCGAAGCACACUGCAUGGUUUCAACGAAGGUAGUUGCGUUAAGAGAGAAAAAAUGUGAUACAAACGGAAAUGUCCCAGUACUUUUGGGUGUCGUUACUGAAAAUGCACCCGGCUUACGCGAAGACCCUAGUGGCUUUAUACAUUGGUUGGUAUUAGGGGAGGUAGUCAGAUGUUGCGCAAAUACGUGUUUUGACAACUUAAACCUUUCGAUUUGCAAGAAGCGGAAAACUUGACGAACAAAGCGUUCUUAUCGAUAUUCAGGGCGGAAUCUAGAAAUAUAAGGAAUAAUGACCGAUUCUGUUUAUCUGAAUCACGACUCAAAAAGGCUGCCUUUCUCGGGAUAGCAAGAUCCUUCUUGGCGACGCAUUUUAGGAACAACCAAAUGCAUACGAAGAAUGAAUGGAAGGGUAGAAAUAAUUGUGAAACCGAUACGACGAAUAGUAAAAAGUAGAAARCUAAAUG
Messenger RNA from Actinia tenebrosa (Australian red waratah sea anemone), 2625 nucleotides. RefSeq lists its product as uncharacterized. The record is from RefSeq and is a predicted model, not a curated record. NCBI's taxonomy places the organism in Eukaryota, Metazoa, Cnidaria, Anthozoa, Actiniaria, Actiniidae.